This is a messenger RNA of Cheilinus undulatus (humphead wrasse), 2417 nucleotides long. RefSeq names its product prostaglandin E2 receptor EP1 subtype-like. Gene Ontology annotation, cellular component: plasma membrane. The record is from RefSeq and is a predicted model, not a curated record. Lineage: Eukaryota; Metazoa; Chordata; Actinopteri; Labriformes; Labridae. Gene Ontology annotation, molecular function: thromboxane receptor activity; prostaglandin E receptor activity. Gene Ontology annotation, biological process: adenylate cyclase-activating G protein-coupled receptor signaling pathway; inflammatory response; positive regulation of cytosolic calcium ion concentration. The transcript has 3 exons. Bases 561 to 1742 code for a protein of 393 amino acids.
UAAACGAGAGAACAACUGAACAGCAUUUUAACACAGUUAUUCUAACCGUUUUUGAGCUGUUUCAUGAACGACUGUUUCGUGAGAAGUGUGGGCAGAUGUGUACAGCGUAGUGCCUCAAGUCUGAUUAGACUAUUUGAGAUGAUAAUUCCUUGUAAGUGACACACAGAACGUGAGUAAGGCGUGGAAUUGUGCUCUCUGCGGUUUUAUAAACAGUGUAGUGACAGAAAGUGCAGCAGAAGGCUGAGACGUGAACCUGACUCAGGGAGCACCGCAGGAGAGACGCCCACACAGACUGACAGACUGACGGACCCCCGCUCCAUAAAACCUUCACUCGGUGUUAGGCUGCAGGAAGGAUCCUUUACCUUCAGGCCAUGAAACUUCUUCGCCAGAUGGAUUUAUCCAUGGAAUCAUCAUUGGAUUCUACCAAAAUGAGGCAGGGUUUCUAGUUUUUAUUUUUCUGUUUUUUUGUGAUUCAGCUUUUGGUGGACUCGAUGAAAUUGUUUCUUGAUUUAUGGAUAACAAGGAAAACUUGACUUCUGGUGGCCUACGUAAAGUUAUAUAUGGACUAUGUAAGGACGGCCUAUGGAUUUUGUGACCUCCAGAGUUCAGUAAUGUUUGCUUUGAGCCACUUCAAUGGCUCAGCUUCCCAGCCCUUCCCUCAUUUUCCUAAUGGCAGUAGAGGAAAGGUUGGUGCCACAGUGACUGUUGAGGAGCUGUUACAUCACGGAAACCUUACCUUUUUGCAGCCCACCACCAGUGGUGUCAUUGUUGUUGUUUUGUCCAUGACACUGGGUAUCAUCUCAAACAUUGUGGCUCUCUUCAUCCUGCUAAAUGCGUACUCCCAACAGCGCCGUCGUACCAAAGCCACGUUCCUUCUUUUUGCCACAUCUCUGGUGGUCACUGAUUUUAUCGGCCACCUGAUCCCUGGUGCCUUGGUUCUUAGACUUUAUCUCUCUGGAGGUGUGCAUCCUGAGGACUUCAACUCUUCAGACGGGAUGUGUCAGUUCCUGGGUGGCAGCAUGGUAUUCUUUGGCCUGUGCCCGCUCUUCAUGGGCUGUGCCAUGGCUGCUGAGCGCUGCUUGGGGGUCACUAGGCCACUGCUGCACUCAUCCCUGGUCACCAAAACCCGCACAAAGAUCUGCCUGUCUGUCAUCUGGAUGGCUGCUCUGUGUAUUGCCCUGCUCCCCUGCUUCCAUUUGGGCUCUUACAUCUACCAGGACCCAGGGACCUGGUGUUUCAUUAAAGUACUCAGUGACACCACAGAGGUGGAUGUGGCCUUCGUGGCUCUGUUCUCUGGACUAGGUCUUUCCUCGCUAACUGUGUCAUUAGUGUGUAACACCAUCAGUGGGCUGACGCUGGUGCUCUCCCGGCUCAGGAGGCAGCCUGGCUCCCAUCAUUCGACAAAGUCUCAUGACAUAGAGAUGGUGGUGCAACUUGUAGGCAUCAUGGUCACUUCGUGUAUCUGCUGGAGCCCUCUGCUGAUCUUUGGCCUGAUGUCCGUGAUUCGCUCCUACACAGGAUCUAUUGGAGAGGACCUUUCCAGAUAUAAAACUUUAAUGGUGAUGGGUGUGCGCCUGGCCACAUGGAACCAGAUCCUCGACCCCUGGGUCUAUAUUCUGCUGCGCCGCACAGUCCUCAGCAAGAUCUACCUCAUUACUAAGUGUCAGGGAGGCCUUAGAGCUAAAAUGUUGGGCCGAUGGGAGCCAUCAUUUCCCAGCUCAGAGAAGAAUGAAGUCAACUAAAUCUGAGCUGACAAAGAGACUGGUAAAUGACCUUGGUAUACAGUACAAAGGCUGUUUGAAGGAGAGAUUUACAUGGAGGCAAGUUUGAAGAACUAAUUAUGAGGCAUGGAUGGUAAAUAAACUUUUAAAGUUUUAAGCAUUUCUCGGCUGGUCCAAAUCAGAAAUGUUAGACGUAAGAUGAUUUAAAAAUCAAUUUUAUACUCACUGAGUUUUUAUCAUUGUGUUUACUGACAGGCUUUGGAAAAGAACGCUAGCAAAUGCCAUAGUGUUCCAAAAAUAUUCUUAACAUUCCUAAGUUUUAUUACAUUGUAAUUUGGAUACUUUUGCCUUUAGUAUGAAUGCGUUACCAGCUUAGGUAAAUGCAGACACAGUUAGGUUUCUUGGUGUGUAAUCUACAGGGAACUGAAUAGCUAUUAUUAGGUUUUAUUCUCAAAAUUGUAUUUAUAGUGGGCAGAUGAAUGAUGCUUCACCAGCACUACACCAGAGGACUAUAAAGUGCAUUGUUAUAAAUUCAAGUGAAUGCAUUUCCUGAUGAAGGGUUUUUCUGUGGGGUUUAUGUAUUUCAGUUGCAUAAUUCAUGUUCAGUGCUUCUUGUCAAAUGAUAAAUUCAAGGCCAAUACUUGAAAUUUUACUUCAGUGAGUAUAUGUAAAAACAUGUGAAUUAAAUGGAAAUAA